Orcinus orca (killer whale) is the source of this 1260-nucleotide messenger RNA. Its product is annotated as basic salivary proline-rich protein 1-like. The transcript is spliced from 7 exons. The record is from RefSeq and is a predicted model, not a curated record. Lineage: Eukaryota; Metazoa; Chordata; Mammalia; Artiodactyla; Delphinidae. Bases 1 to 1260 code for a protein of 419 amino acids.
AUGGCGUCGGCACCCCGGGUGCUGGGCCCACUCAGCCAGUUUGCAGCCUUUCCACUCAGCCCCACCACCGCCUCGGCGGCGUCACUGGUGAGGACCAAGCUCCGGGAGGUGGCCCGACGCCCCCCCAUCACACUGCGGGCGCGGGAGGUUCCGGCCUGGCCAAGCCCGGAGCCCAGUGCCGCAAGCCCGCGUGGCUCGGAGUGUGCUGACAGCACGCACACCGUCACCAGGCCACGGUCACCAGGCCCGGCAGGGACGGAGCAGCCCCAGGCACCUCCACCCUGGCGGCGGCGGGGUGCACGGACCGGAACUCCCGGAGGCCACGCGCUCCCACACCUGCGCUCCCGGGAGCAGGCCCGCGCUCAGGCGCGGGAAAGGGCUACCGCCACCCAGGUCUCAGCACUCAGCCAGGCUGGGGACACCCUCCAGCAGAAGCCAGGCGGACAGACUCCGGAGGGCGUGCACCCGGCUGCGGGGCCCCUUCCCACCAGCCGACCUGUGCCUCCUGGGACUGCAGGCCAGGGGCCCGCCACGCCUCCUCUGAUGGCCGGGGCAGCCUCCGGCCCAGGACUCCGGGGGUCAGAGCACCUGUCGGGGUCUGAUGGAAGACGACGGUGGGACACAGCUGACCGCACAGCCAGGGAGAGCGCUCAGGGCGGCUCCGUCUCCGGGUCUGACCCCCGUGUGGGUCUGCACCGUGUAGAGAAGGGCAUUCCUGAAGAGAGCCUGGGCCGGGCCCCGUGCCCGCUGCUGGCAGCCGCCCUCGAGCAGCACAAGGGGACUUUGUGUGUCUCCUCGGCCUCGAGCUGGAGCUGCCCAGACCCUCUGAUGGGCUUCCCCACAGGACAGGGCAGCCGAGUCGGGGGCCCAGGCCAUCCCUCCUGGCAACAACUGCUCAUGAAGCCCGUGCGUUACCUCAUCGACUGCCCACCACCUGGGCUGCUUUCACCCCCACUUUCUGGAGAUGCUCAGACAGAUCCCAUGACGUGUCCCCGAUCGUCCAGGCACAAAGGGCCCGGCAUCUGGACUCGUGUGCGGUUUCAGAGCCCACCUUCCUUCCCGGCGACCCGCUGGUUCCCUUACAGACAAAACACCAGAGACAGGACCAGCCCGCCCUGCCCUGCCUGCACCCGCGACGGCCAGCUCACCUCCAGCCCCCGCAGCCUGGAGUCCCGCCCCUACCCCUCAGCUCAAGCAGAUGAGGUCCCAGGGCCUGCUCUGCACACUCCCAGGGUGGCCUGCUUCCUACGAGGCUUUUAA